AUGGCCAUUCAGGACAACUUCACACUUUAUUGGUACACAGCUGUGCAGGCUCUCUCCAUUUUUGGCUUCGUCGGCAUCAACAUUGCCUUCAUCAUCGUCGUGUUGCAAGUGUUCACGUCCAAGUGUGAUGACGUUACCGACAUCGGGUUCUGGAACGCUAUACAGAGUAUUGUCACAGCUAUAUGUUACCUUCUAGCGGUGAUCGUGUUUGGAGCUGAGUUUGACAACGGGUAUUACCAUCAACCGAUUACCCGAACGGUCAAGAUCGGAGAGCUGGGGUUCAGUUUCGGCCUGGCUAUCGUGGCUCUGUUACUGGAGGGUGUGGCUGGGGUACUGAUGCUGGUGGAGAGCAAGAAGGGGAAAGGAACAUCGCCGGGGUAGAGCUGAAGUCGCAUAUGUCGUAUUUCUUGAGGAUACAAACGGUAUACCAGAUGUUUAGGUGGCAUAUCCCGCACAUAUUGAAGGAUCUGUGUUAUUCAAGAUUUCAGUAAAG
This is a messenger RNA of Haliotis rubra (blacklip abalone), 493 nucleotides long. RefSeq lists its product as uncharacterized. Gene Ontology annotation, cellular component: membrane. The coding region runs from base 1 to 381 and encodes 126 amino acids. The record is from RefSeq and is a predicted model, not a curated record. NCBI's taxonomy places the organism in Eukaryota, Metazoa, Mollusca, Gastropoda, Lepetellida, Haliotidae. The transcript is spliced from 3 exons.